AUGUUGGAGUUUUCUAAAUGGAUGUUUUUGUUUUCAUUGGUGUCACUAGUGGCGCUGCAGUCUAGAGGCCAAGAUAAUUACCGACCUGAGGAUGCUAACGAUAACGGCCAAGGACGUAACCUUCUUGACUGGAUAGGUUUUGGAACAGGUCCUGAGACAGAUCCGUAUUUAGCAUCAGCAAACGCUGCCUGUCUUAAUGGAGAUCUAGCCGAUUGUUUCAAAUCAAGAGCGUUAGCUUCUUUUGAGAAUUUUUUCACCAAACCGGAAUAUUACCUUACUGAAAAUGCUAGGGUUAAAAGGAUUCCAGAAAGUCAACUAAGGCAAUUAUCUCGGGAACCUUACGAAUAUUCAGAGAGUCCAAGAGCGAAUGAACCAGAGUGGGAUCAACUAGUUAAAUUUGUUAAACGGAAGUUGGAGAUGUUCAUGAAAUCAACAGUAUUUGAAUUAGAUUUUGACGAGGAGGUAACAGAAAGAGGAAGGUACUCCCCACGCUUCAUUGAUGAAAUUGUUGGAGAGCUCGAUAUAAUCGAAGACAAAAAAGAUACGUUAUUCAAGAGAAAACAAUUGAAGAAACUCUUUAUUCCGUUACUGUUGGUAUUGAAAUUGUUCAAACUGAAGUUACUGUUGUUCUUGCCGCUUAUUUUGGGACUUGCGUCUUUUAAACAAUUCUUAGGAUUCCUUGCAUUGAUAAUUCCAGGAGCAAUUGCGUUCUUCAACUUCUGUAAGCCUAUGCUGAAACCUAGUGGAGGUAAGUUGCAUGGAGUACUAUACACAGGUCCUCCAUAUUCCCCAGCUGGUGUAGCUUAUCAGCAACAGUAUUCCCCAAACUAUCAUCAGUACAACAAUUACCCGCAUCAUGGAAGUGUUCAUUUUAGAAAUGAAGAAGACUCUGCCCAACAUCUAGCGUACAAUGGUUGGGGUGAAUAUAGGAAUCAAGAUAAGGGUAUCGAAGCAGAAACUACUUCAAAAAAAUCGAUAUUACCAGAUUCGUAG
Messenger RNA from Diorhabda carinulata, 993 nucleotides. RefSeq lists its product as uncharacterized. The record is from RefSeq and is a predicted model, not a curated record. The coding region runs from base 1 to 993 and encodes 330 amino acids. The transcript has 6 exons. NCBI's taxonomy places the organism in Eukaryota, Metazoa, Arthropoda, Insecta, Coleoptera, Chrysomelidae.